AUGGAUUUUUAUAAAUCUAUUACGGAAAAUCUUGGUUUUGAAGAUAGCAGUCCUUCGUUAACCCACGUCACAAAAACGCUUCCAUCACAUGACGUCACAAACCGCCAUGAUUCCCCAAAGCAGAACGAAGUAGAUGGAAAUGUGAUUAACUCGCUCCGGCGAGUUGACUCUCAAAUAAGUAAAGAGCUGGACGAGUGGCCUUCGUCGGAGAUCUUCGUGAGGCACCAGUGGGAGGAUACACCCAAAGGGGACAGACUUGGGGGGUUUCUUUGUUCAACUACCCUGACAGACGGGACAAACCUCCAUGCAUUCCGUUCCCUAAAUCCCGAUGGCAUUCUAGCAAAAUUUCUUCAUGUUAAGUACGUGUUCGAUUACAAACAACAUUCUAUUGCGUUAAAUGAUUUUACUUCAAUAGAACAUGUAGAUCUUACAGUAAAGAAAAAGAUAUUCUUGUUAGUCCAAAUUUUGGAUUCCCCAUCCUUUAGUGAAGAGGAUGUUCUAGAACUAUUUAGAACAUUGCCAAUAGGAGAACCAAUCAAUAUGGUAUUAUAUACCAGGACAACAAAACUCUUAUCAUUUAUUGAUUUUCAACUGGAAGCGACCAAACCAGCCAUAGUAACAGAAGAUAUUAUGCUGAAGACAGCAUAUGUGAAUUUGACGUCAUCAGGCUAUUUUUCCCCAACGGUUAAAGCUCUGCGGAUACCAAAUCAAUCGAAGUUUCUGGUGUCCGACCAAGGACGUCUCCAAUGCAGUCAAGUUACGAACUUUUUAACAAACUGUAAAUGUCAUUUCAUCGUGAGGAAGUCCCUUAAUGAUAAGACCUGGCGUUUUGAAUACAGAUAUCAAGUACAGCUAGAUCCGCCAAAAUAUCUCGGCAUCAGAGGAAAUGCUCUGGACCUGAUAGCUGAAUCAAAAGAAGGAUUAACACAGUUCCAGCAGCAGGAAAGACACGGCCUCGUCUUCUUAAAAAUUCCCGGACGAAACGAUGUGACUGUUAGUUUUAAUGAAGACCGUGGUAUCUAUGAACUUCGGCCGUGUGACUGUGAAGCAGAAAAUGGAAUAAAUCUGGUGCACACAAACUGUCCAGUGUAGAUUUUUGCUGUAAAUUUAUGAAAUGUUAUUUGCAAAAUGAAAGAUAAAAUUUUGAUAGUUUAUACGUAAACCA
This is a messenger RNA of Saccostrea cuccullata (small rock oyster), 1165 nucleotides long. RefSeq lists its product as uncharacterized. The record is from RefSeq and is a predicted model, not a curated record. The transcript has 9 exons. Lineage: Eukaryota; Metazoa; Mollusca; Bivalvia; Ostreida; Ostreidae. The coding region runs from base 1 to 1092 and encodes 363 amino acids.